AUGAAGGGACUUUGUUCUCAUCGACAGGUUUUGAGUGAGGUUUAUCUGCCAAAGAAUGAUAGUUGGUACUUUGUUCAUGAUGGAAUGGUUUCUGGCUGGAGAAACCCUAGUGCUACCCUUAAUGGAAAUCUUUAUGCUUUAGACUGCAAGGAUGGCUGCAAACUUAGGGUUUAUGAAGAGGCUACAAAUUCAUGGAGCAAGCAUAUUGACAAUAGAAUGCAUUUAGGGAGUUCUGAUCAUAUUACAAAUUUGCCUGAUCGUGUACUUCAUUUGGCUUGGUCAAAAAAUUACCUUCCUUCUCAUAUAAACUUGAAUUUUGGUAUGCUACCAAAAGGUCAUAUUCCACCAUUUGGACCUAGCACUGGAUCUUCAUAUUCUCCACCUUCCCCUCCUCGCAGAAACAUGAAUUUUGGUAUUUUACCAAAAGGUCAUGUUCCACCAUCUAAACCUAGCACUAGAUCAUCAGAUUCUCCACCACCACCUCCUCACACAAACUUGCAUUUUGGUAUGCUACCAAAAAGUCAUGUUCCACCAUCUGAACCAACUACCAAAAGGCUAUUUUCACCAUCUAGACCUAGCAAGGGAUCGUCAUAUUCUUCACCUCCACCUCCUCACACAAACUUGAACUUUGGUGUUUUACCAAAAGGUCAUGUUCCACCAUCUAAACCUAGCACUGGAUCCUCAGAUUCUCCACCACUACCUCAUCACACAAACUUGCAUUUUAGUAUGCUACCAAAAGGCUAUGCUCCACCAUCUGGACCUAGUACUAGAUUAUCAGAUUCUCCACCUCCUCACAGAAACAUUAAUUUUGGUAAACUACCAAAAGACUAUGUUCCACCAUCUAGACCUAGCAAUGGAUCAAAAUAUUAUUCACCUCCACCUCCUCACACAAACUUGAAUUUUUGUGUUUUACUAAAAGGUUAUGUUCCACCGUCUAAAUCUAGCAUUGGAUUCUCAGAUUCUCCAACACCACCUCCUCACACAAGUCUGCAUUUUGGUAUGUUACCUAAAGGCCAUGUUCCACCAUCUGGACCUAGCACUAAAUUAUCAGAUUCUCCACCUCUUCACAAAAACAUAAUUUUGGUUAGGGAUGAGAAUAUGCUAUCACUUAGUAGUCGUUUCAAUUAG
Cicer arietinum (chickpea) is the source of this 1128-nucleotide messenger RNA. The record is from RefSeq and is a predicted model, not a curated record. NCBI's taxonomy places the organism in Eukaryota, Viridiplantae, Streptophyta, Magnoliopsida, Fabales, Fabaceae.